Tetrahymena thermophila SB210 is the source of this 858-nucleotide messenger RNA. RefSeq names its product cytochrome C class I protein. Gene Ontology annotation, cellular component: mitochondrial intermembrane space. The transcript has a single exon. The record is from RefSeq and is a predicted model, not a curated record. Gene Ontology annotation, biological process: mitochondrial electron transport, cytochrome c to oxygen; mitochondrial electron transport, ubiquinol to cytochrome c. Gene Ontology annotation, molecular function: heme binding; electron transfer activity. NCBI's taxonomy places the organism in Eukaryota, Ciliophora, Oligohymenophorea, Hymenostomatida, Tetrahymenidae.
AUGAAUGGAAGAUUGCAUGAAUUAAAUAUAUAAACUUAAUAAUUCUUUACUAAUAUCCUAUCAUUCAUUUUAGUAUUAAGUAAUUUAUUGAUUGAUAAAUUUAUUUGGAUUUAGUUAAGAUAGCAAUCAUUCCAUCAAAAAAUUUAAUUAAAAAAUGCAAGUGCAAAAGAUAUUAUUAGUAAGUAAAUAAGUCAGUCCUCUUUCAAUUAAUUGUUAAUAAAAGGAAAUAAAUAAACUCUACUUAAAAAGCAAACAAAAAAAAAUUUAAUUAAUUAUCAGCAUUAAAAAAAUUUAAUAAAGUAAUUAAAAGAAAAGCAAAUUAAUUAACAAAAAAUGAGUUCAAACAGUUCAAGCGGUAAUUCCGGCUAUUAUGGAAGUAGUACUGCAGUUAAUAGCAAUAUAGCAUAAAAUGGAGGAAAAAAUAAUGUUUAAAAAUUGGGAGAGCAUAAAUAUACCACAAGAAAGUUUUUCGUACCUCCUGACAGAGACGACAUCGAUAUUCCUGAUGGCGAUCCUUUAAGAGGUGAAAUUAUCUAUAAAAACGGUUGCAUGGGUUGUCAUGAGUUAGAUGAAGAUACUUGUAUGGGUCCCUCUAUGCGUUGGGUCUACAUGAGAAAGGCAGGUGUUAGUAAAAACUUCAGAGGUUACUCUUCUCUCAUGCCCUCCGGCAAGUUCUACUGGAACAGAAAUUCUUUGGAUUAGUUCCUCGAAGACCCUGAAAAAAUGUUCCCUGAUACUAAUAUGGCUUUUUACGGUAUGAAGGAUCCCUUUGAGAGAGCCUGCUUAAUUGAAUACUUGCAUUACUUGAGAGUUGGUACAGAUGGAGCCUAACGUCAACCUAAAACUUUUGUUUUGUGA